Molecule: messenger RNA, 776 nt
Organism: Mytilus trossulus (common blue mussel)
Lineage: Eukaryota; Metazoa; Mollusca; Bivalvia; Mytilida; Mytilidae
Product: hematopoietic prostaglandin D synthase-like
Exons: 5
Coding region: 78-701 (207 amino acids)
Biological process (GO): glutathione metabolic process
Molecular function (GO): glutathione transferase activity
Source: RefSeq, a predicted model, not a curated record
GUUUGAGUUGACCACGGUUCACAGUUUAAACAUUAUUUGAAAGUGCGGCUAGUCGAGAAAACAGUGUAAAUUACAAUAUGCCUGAGUCCUAUAAACUGGUCUAUUUCGCUGGAAAAGGAAGAGGUGAAAUAAGCAGACUCUUGUUUGCAGCAGCUGGGGUGAAAUAUGAGGAUAAAAGAAUCACCUUCGAGGAAUGGCCAAAGGUUAAACCAACAACACCUCUGGGCAGUCUACCAUAUCUAGAAGUAGGCAAAGAAGUCUUAGGACAGAGUCUAGCAAUAGCAAGAUUUCUAGCCAAAAAAUUUGAUUUAUUUGGAAAGACUGACUUAGAAUUUGCAAAGAUCAAUGCCAUAAUGGACACAUUGGUUGAUUACAGAGGCGAAGUAUUUAAGGUCAUGUUUGAGAAAGAUGAAGCAAAGAAGGCAGAGGGCAUGAAGAAAUUAAAUGAAGAAACUCAACCAGCUGUGUUAAAGAAUUUACAGAAAAUGUUAGAAGCAAAUAAAUGCAAGGAAUGUGGAUUUUCUGUUGGUAAAACUUUAAGUGUUGCAGAUUUAUACCUUUAUGAUGUAUUGGAAGGUGCUGUCACUAUGAAGGCCGAUGCGUUGGAUAAAUACCCGGAUGUGAAGGCUUGCUACACCAAAGUUGCAUCUCUUCCUAAAAUAGCUAAAUGGUUGAAAGAGCGUCCAAAAUCAGAUUUUUAAGUACAGAGAACAAUAAUACGUCAUAAACAUUUCCAAAAAUUAGCAGCAAUAAUAAAAUACUCUUGUAAAAUACAA